UAAGGCGCCGCCUCAGGCGGCCCUUAACACUACCAACAGCAAAUCACAAGUUCAUUCUUGAGGCGGGAAGUCAAUUUUCUGAGGAGGAAUUUUUUCCUGUCAUAUUUGGCCUCCUCCUGUGCCAGUGCCAGAGUGCCAGAGUGCCAACCAUGAAGGAUAAGCUGGGGAAGAGGUUCAAGGAACUUAUAGAUAGCAAAAAGUGGAGAGAACUUGAAGGUUUAAUUUUGAACACUGAAGAUGACUGGGUGAUUGAUAUUCUUGAGCGCAGAAGUCAUGGGUCAGAAGGCUCCCAGUGGGUAGGAGGGAUUCUCUCGGCUCUGUCGUGUGAAACUCGAGAAAGUACUGCUCUGAGGCUUAAGGUUUACGAAAAUGUACUGAAACUCGUGCGAAGUGGAACAAGAAGCGAGAAGACUGCAGGAGAGCUAACAGGGGUUCUAAUGGUUCAGUUGGACUCUUUCCCGGCUAAUUCUAUCGCCUCUCUAAUUAAUGAUUAUGUAGAAUACAUUGCAAGUGGGGAACCUCUCCAAGGAAGGUGGGUAGACCUGUUGGCAAGUCUGAUUAUGUGUAUAAGCCAGAAGGAGGAAGUUACUAUCGAUGGGAAAAAGAUGGCUGGUGAAGACUUCCGCUACCAAAUUCUCAAAAGACUGUGUGACCUAACGUGGUCUGCUGAAACUACCAUUAGUCUUCUUCCUGUAUUUAAAGAUAUGGAGUUGCCAAAGGAAGAGCUACAAGAUGUUAUUUUCAAAGUAGAAAGAGUGUUGAAGAAAGUAGACUACCACUCAGUGCCACCAAUCAUAUAUCAUCUUGUUGUGUUAGUCCGUAGCAAGCUUCCCGGUCGCGUGUUGCAAGUUAUUAUAGAUUACUUUAAUAAACAAGAAGAGAAGUUAUCACAGGAGAAGGAAAAGAAAUCUGUUGAAAUCAAUAGCAUGGAUGUGGACUCAGAAGCAAUAGACGACAGUAAAUACAGUGAUCUUAUGGAAGCCAAAGGUACCGUCAUCCUUCACGUGACUCAUCAUGCCCAGUGCAGUCCUGCUCUUGUUCGGGAUUAUCUCAAACUAAAUAAAUCAUCGAUAUGGCUUCCAGAAAGAGUGUUUAAACCUUUCAACCUGGCGCUCUCUCUUUCCUUAGCAUCUAUUGAAAAAUACCAGGAUCAGAUCCUAGAAUCACACAAAUCUUGCCUGCUGAAGAGUUUUCUGCAGGAAAAACGAAGCCAACAGUCACUGUGGCUGCGUGAAACUUGGGGAGAAGACCUUGAUAUCAUUACUGCCUUUAAGAUUACUAUUGAUAAUUGCAUUAUGGGCUGGGACCAGGUAAGUCAAGGAUUAGUUCACCUUGCAUUCAAUUUACUUGAAUCAGGAAGUGGAUCAAAAGGUGACAGUUAUGUAAGUCAGCGAGCCAGUGAGCUGGCUUCCAUUGUGUUACCUCUCAUUGUUAAGAAACAGCCACACCUUGCAGGCUCGGUUAUCUCUCAACUCUCAAACUUGAUCCUCUCAGCAUCUUCACCUAUUCAGUACAUUGAAAUCCUGGGUAAGCUGGCUAAGUCUCUACCCCUCACACUUCUCGACAACCUUAAUGUGAUUCGGGAUCCGCUGGAGUACUCAGAAUUUCUUUCACUUCGAGCUGCAACUCAUCUCUUUCAUGUCAUCCUGCCUCUCCUCAAGAUGAGCAUGACACUUAAGGACACACUUAUGAUCACACUGAGAAAGAUGCUCUUUUCAAAGAGAAUCGAGAGUCGUCAGAUUGCAGUGAUAGGAUUUUUACAGUUUCUUAGACACUUCCGAGUGAUGGGCACACUGCCGUCAUCACAAGCUUCCAUAUCCUUCUGCUCUUCAAUGAGUACACUGAGUGUCAAUGCUGAUGUUCACUCAGUUUUCAACAGUUCAACAAAUGAGUCUCUUUGCUUAGAGUUACUUGGUAUUUUGAGGAGAUGUUUUUCACAGCAACAUGAGGUAAAAUCUACAUUGUACCUGGGGCUUGAUGAUGUCAGCAGAACCAACCCAAAGCUAGUCGUCAGCAUCCUUGAGCUCUUAAUUCAACACAGCAAGUGCUUCUUGGACUUAAGAGAAGGUAUCUUCAAUCCCGUUAUCCUGAAGAAAGUUAUUGGCGUUCAUGGUGAAACAGUCACACUUAUAGAACCCGUGGCAGAUUUGCUGUGUAGCUUAGCAAAAUGUAAGGCUUAUUAUGAGGUGCAUAAAUCCAGUGACACAAAUGAGGAUGACGAUGAAGAAAAUGCUAUAACAGUUCUGAAUGAAGUAUGUUCAUUGUUUGAUGUAAUGACAGAGAAGCUUUCUGGUUGUGGUUUAGAAGAUCUUGGUAUUGACACCAAAGGUGAUUUUUCAAGUAAUUCACCAACUGGGCAAAAAAAUACCCUUUCUGCUGAAGUGAUGAUUGGUGUAUUUGACAGCUUAAUAGAGCACACGUUUAGCAGUACAACACAUACCACGAAGGAAAAAAUGCAGCUUGUUAUUUCCCUUUUCAAGUCUCAGAAGAAUAUUGUAGAACUACUGAAAGAAAAAGGCGGGAAACCUGCUAAGAAAGAUGGAUCAAAAGGCAAAGGUCGAACUCCUCUUAAGUCAUCAAUUUCUUUAAAAAGCCAUUUAAGUUUGCGGGCAGCAGCAGGUAUGCUUGUUGCCUCGCUGAGCAGUAGUUCUGAUGAUGACAGUGACACUAGUAAUAUUUUGAAAGACAACCACGACUUACAACUUUACCUAUUAUCUGUUGUAGAAGAAGUGGUGUCAUCAAUAACUGGACUGACUCAGUCAGAAAAGGAGAAACACUUGCCCCACUUGCGAGCUGUUGCAAAGACUCUGCUGCAUGAAUGCUCUGAGAAUUUAAGUUCUUUAGAUUCCUCAGAUGUUAGAGAGGUAUUGAGACUUAGGCAGUGUUUGCAGGUUCUUUCAUCUAUUUUGACCAGUUUCAUUAAAUUUUACAAACAUAAACUUGAGUCAAUAUUAAAGGAGAUGAUGGAUAAAAGUGACGGUAAAAGUCUCGACUCACUUUUAUAUAAAAUAACUAAACGGCUUCAGAAGUUGCUGUUGAAAAUUCUACACCAUGAGGAGAGAGGUCCUUUACUGAAAGAUGCAACCACUGUUGUUCACGUAAUGACAGUGCUUACUGAAGCAAUGGAUCCUAAUUGCCCGGAAAUUAGCGAUGUCCAAGACUGGGUCCUGCAGCUAUGUAAAGACCAAGAUUUUGGUCAUAGUGGGUUAGCUGUAUCUAUGAUGAAUCAUCUCAUUAAACUCUCUAACCAUAAAGCCAAUCAUAAUCUUGCUCGUGGAAUAGCUAGAGAGUUACACCAUAAACUUGGGGAUUUUGAACAAGGUGUUGAAGUUGAAGAAUCUGGUAAAUACAAGAUAGUCAGUGAAGAAACUUCAUCAGCCAUUUUAACACAUCUCCUCAUGCACCUUGAUGAUACACUGGGUCUCACUGAACUAGCUCUCAAUAAAAUGAAAGCAUGCAUUUUGUCAGGCAUUGAAUAUGAUGCUAACAAAGUUGAGAAGAAUCUCUGUAUAAAAUGCAGUUGUGUAAUUACUGCAGUUCAUGAAAUAAUCCAGUCGGCUCUUCCUCUCGGUGGAAACACAGAUCAGACAUUAAGAGUGGUAACAAAACUGUACAAUGUUCUGUUACAGUAUGUUCAAUAUUACCGCGACCUGUACAGAUUGAAGAAUUAUGUACAGAUCUCGGAUAAAUUUGAGAAAGUUGUUCAGAUGUCUGGGGAAAUGAUUUCUAGUACUGUGUAUCCAAUGAUAACUUACAUUGAAGGAGCACAGAGGCAGGCAGAGAGUAAAAAACAAGGGGUACUUACUGCUAGAGCCAUAAAAGAGUCUAAACUUAUACCUUCCCUAAUUUACGCAAUUGAACAGUAUGAGACACACUUGAUCCUACUCUCUCGCAAAUCAAAAGUAAACCUGAUGGAAACAAUGAAACUGAGCACAGCACGAGAUUUUAGGAUUGUGUCAACUGCUCUAAUGGAACUUUUGGAGAAAGAGAAUGAAGAGGAAGAGCAAGAAAGUGAUGCUGAAGGAACUCAAGAAGAUCACAAUGGACAACGUACUGAACAAAAUAAUGAGAGAAGCAAAAAAGAGGAAUCAUCAUCAGCUAAGAAGAUUAGAGGACGGAAGAAAAAAUCUCCAGAAGAUGCAAGUCACAAUGAGCGAGGUUCUGAACAAGGUGAGGAGGACAGAAACAAAGAAGGAACAUCACCAACCAUGAAGAAAAUGACGGGACGUAAAAGAAAACUAUCUCCAGAAGACGAAGGUCACAGUGGACAGACUGAGGAUGAGGAUAGUAACAAACAAAAGGAAUCAUCAGCUAAUAACAAAGUUAAAGGGAAGAAAAGAUUAUCUAAAGCAGAGUGAGAGCCAUGAAAAAUAUUCUAACCAGCUCUGAAAUAAACUGGAGAGCUACCAAGCAAUUUUGAAAAAAAAAAAAAAAAAAAAUUGGAAAAAAAAAAAUUUUUUUUUAAUACUUUUUGAGGAAGGCAACCUUUCUAGGAAGGGUUCUUGAUUCAAGAAAUUGGAGCUGCCCUUCCCUUCAUAGGUUGAACCUGGUUACCUCCCAGUCCCUAGGUGCUAUACGACUCCUAACAUAUUUAGUGCUUACUCACGUAUGUUAUAAUAAUGAGUUAGGGAAGGCAAUAAAAGAAGAAUUAACUUCAUGAAUUAUUAGGGGAAUAAUCUAUUAGCGAAUUAUUAUAAUCAUGGGGAGCUCCAAACCAGUAGGGAUUAUACAGCACGUGGGGAGGGGAUAGAAGGUAUUCAGGCUUAAUUCAGGGAACCGGAGCACAGAUCCAAUUCCCUAGAUCAGGGGCCCCUCACCAGCAUCAAGGAACCUCCCUUGAAGGGUUCUAUUAGUGCACCUGUAAGGAAAGACUUAUUCUGUACAUAGUAACUUCAUUAUACUUUGAUACAAGAAACUAUUCCAAUUUAAAAAAAUUAAAUACAGUGGACCCCCGCAUAACGAUCACCUCCGAAUGCGACCAAUUAUGUAAGUGUAUUUAUGUAAGUGCGUUUGUACGUGUAUGUUUGGGGGUCUGAAAUGGACUAAUCUACUUCACAAUAUUCCUUAUGGGAACAAAUUCGGCCAGUACUGGCACCUGAACAUACUUCUGGAGUGAAAAAAUAUCGUUAACCGGGGGUCCACUGUACUAGCAUUAUAGCUUAUAUUAGUAGGGAUGUGGGUUAGGACUUAGUUUUGAUUAUAUAAUAAUGGGGAGGUAUGCACAAAUAACUGGCACAUAGAACUUGACCAAAACAUUGUCGUUAGUUUCUCUCUCCUAUGAGCGGGUUAUAUGUGUAUUGUUCCAGUCACGGUAUUGUGCAGUUUUGUUCCUUAAUGGGGAAGUAAACAAUUAGGAAUCAUACAGUACCUGGGGAUUGGAAGGUAAUCAGGUCUGUACCAGAGAAGCAGAGGGUAUUUCCAAUUCCUUGAAUCAAGAGCCCUUGAGCAACAAGGGUCUUGAUAACCUAAUACAGUGGACCCCGGUUUACGAUAUUAUUUCAUUCCAGAAGUAUGUUCAGGUGCCAGUACUGACCGAAUUUGUUCCCAUAAGGAAUAUUGUGAAUUAGAUUAGUCCAUUUCAGACCCCCAAACAUACACAUACAAACGUGCUUAGAUAAAUACACUUACAUAAUUGGUCGCACUGGGAGCUGAUCGUAAAGCAGGGGUCCACUGUACUUUUUAUGAAGACAUUUUAAUACAAGUUUAGCAUAUAUGUAAUGAUUUUAUUUGAUGGAGUUGUAUCAUAGAAAUCUGUAUCAAUAUUAUCAGCACAACCCUUAUGGGUUUAGUGCUUAAUUUGAUUAUAAUAGUAAUAUUUGUUACAGUUGACAAUGAAUAGUGGGCAUAUUUUUGUGCACAUUAUUGAAUUAUAUUUCUGAAUUACUAAGAAAAUAUUAAAAAUAAAAUUGUUUCAGUGAAUCAUUUGUCCAGAGGUCAACUCCAGUGGAUAAUCCAAAACUUUGAUUCUGUCAGACUACAGAACUGUGGAUCUAAUCUGACUGCCUCAGUUUCCUUACAGUGACCUCUCUAGGUAGGGUCCUUGAUGCUGGUGAAGGGUCCUUGAGGUAAGGAAUACAGCUUUACUUCCCCUUCCUUGGAUUUACUGAAUUCCCUCCCAUUCACCUAGGCUCUGCAUGCCCCUAUGAGUUUAACACUCCCCGUGAAUAAUAUCGAAGGGCUUGUGUUAAAAGAAAUAGGGGCUAUCGUCCUCUCCCUUGGAUUAAAACUGCUUCAAAGUCCCCCUGGUGCUGUAUGUCUGCGACAGUCACCGUUUCUUUGUGAAUACCUGGAGUAUACCUGGAGAGGGUUUCAGGGGUCAACGCCCACGCAGCUCGGUCUGAAACCAGGCCUCAUGGUGGAUCAGGGUCUGAUCAACCAGGCUGUUACUACUGGCCACCCACAGCACCUGGGGAAUGGGAGGUAAUCAGGUUCGAUCCAAGAAAAUGGAGGAUAAGUCCAGUUCCUGGAAUUGAGGAACCUUGCAGUGAGAUCAAGAUGAAAAUGCAUAUAUUCUAGAGCAUAAUUAACUUAAGAGGCACAUAUGUGUGUAAUGAGGUGUGAAGGACAUAGAAACUUAAAUGAGAAAGCUUUCUUGUAUCUGUAGCAAAAUUGUUCUUGAAAUCAAGUUUGCCGGGGGAAAAAAAGUAACGAGAGAGGUUGCAGAGCUCACGUGCCUAUUUAUACUCAUUACCUCCCUUGGCCCCCCUAGUACCCCCUUCCCCACUAUUAUAUCACCCCGUACCACCACCACCACCCAAAAAAACUGCUGCCACUACUGCAAUCAUCUUGCCCAAUCCAUCUCCCAUAAAAAAUUAAUCACUCGUCUUGUUCCAUUUUGUUUCUACUGCAUCUAAGUAACUUGCUGUCUCCUCGUCUCUAUUCAAAUUACUCCAUAAAACUGAAGAUAUUGAAUCCUGCAGUAUACCUGGAGGGUGUUCCAGGGGUCAGUGUCCCCUGGUCCAUGACCAGGCCUCGUGGUGGAUCAGGACCUGAUCAACCAGCCUGUUACUGUUGGCCACACAUAAACUGAUAUAGGAACUGCAGCCUGGCUGGUCAGGUACUGAUUUUAGGUGCCUGUCCAGUGCCUUCUUGAAGACAGCCAGGGGUCUAUUGGUAAUCCCCCUUAUGUAUACAAGAAGGCAGCUGAAUAGUCUUGGGCCUCUGACGCUACAAGUCAUUCCUUUAACAUUCUAUUUUUUAUAUGUAUUACCCUUCUUAUUAUGAAUAAAAUAACAGUCAUCUACAUAAGAAAUUCUACUUAACUGAAGAACAUUGAAUUAACAUUAAAAUGGUAUAAAAUACCGACAGGUUGUUAGGUAAGACACAUAUGCAACAGUUAGGUAUCUUUAUUAUGAAACGUUUUGCCUACACAGUAGGCUUCUUCAGUCAAGUACAGAAAAGUUGAUAGAAGCAGAAGAUACUUGAAGACGAUGUAAUCAGUCCAUCACCCUUAAAGUUUUGAGGUGGUCAGUCCCUCAGUCUGGAGAAGAGUAUUGUUCCGUUGUCUGAAACAAUAUGGAGUUGAAGUGACAGGAUGGAGCCUUAUAUAGCGCCAGGAGGUGAGACGUAGGUCACUAGUAGAGCGCAGAUGUUGGGAGGUCAGGUCCCUCUCAAAUCCAGCCAUUCUCACUAGUAGAAGUUGACAAAGU
Cherax quadricarinatus is the source of this 7649-nucleotide messenger RNA. It is a transcript of the gene FANCI, whose product is annotated as Fanconi anemia complementation group I. The record is from RefSeq and is a predicted model, not a curated record. Gene Ontology annotation, molecular function: DNA polymerase binding. Lineage: Eukaryota; Metazoa; Arthropoda; Malacostraca; Decapoda; Parastacidae. Gene Ontology annotation, biological process: DNA repair.